Oryza sativa Japonica Group (Japanese rice) is the source of this 1125-nucleotide messenger RNA. RefSeq lists its product as uncharacterized. NCBI's taxonomy places the organism in Eukaryota, Viridiplantae, Streptophyta, Magnoliopsida, Poales, Poaceae. The record is from RefSeq and is a predicted model, not a curated record.
CAUCCGUCGAAGGCGGAAAGGGGCUUUCCCUUACCAACCUUGCCUGGUUUGCUCUGCCCUGCUCUCCCAGCAACGCCAACCCCGAUGCUAGCCGCCGCCGCCGCCCUCCGCCCGCCCUUCCGCCGCGCCCGCCUGAGCACCUCCCAUGGAGGAGGCGGAGGAGUGACGCACCCUCUGCGCCCGCGCCUGCAGCGGCGUGCUUUGGCCUGCCGGGCUGACCUGCAGCAGGACGCGCCGUUCGCCGCCGCCAUCGGCGCCUGCUUGCUAGCCUCCCUCGUGCUCCCGACGUCGAGAGGCCGACGAGAUGACGACGAGGAGGAAGGGGAGUUUGGCGCGACGGACACGAGGAUGGGCGUCAUGGGGAUCAUCUCCUUGCUGCCUUACUUCAACUGGCUGAGCUGGAUCUUCGCGUGGCUGGACAGCGGGAAGCGGCGUUAUCUGUUCUACGCCGCUGCAUACUUGGCUCCUUAUCUGAGAACAAAUUUAUCACUGUCGCCCGAAGAGAGCUGGUUACCUAUAGCUAGCAUCUUUGCCUGCAUUCUCCAUGUUCAGCUAGAGGCAAGCAUCAGGACUGGUGAUAUCGAGACCUUCAGGUUUGUUCAGAGAGCUUGGAGGCUUAUUUUCCCUAGUGCUCUGAAGGAGGAUGUUCAACAUAGAAACAAGGGAAAAUCAAUCAGAAUGGGCAGCGGUAACAGGAGAAUUCCAUCAGCACAUGAAUCUAGAGAAAAGCUUCGUAAUUCAGAUAUCUUCAAAAGGAGACUUGAUGAGCCCAACGACGAGAAACAAAACAAAUCAGAUUGGAACUGAACUCAAACAGUGUCGUCCUUUCUCUUGUCAAGCUGUUUAAGGAAGAUCCACAUCCUUGUGGAAAACUCCUGUGGCUGCUUGCAAAACCGAUGUGCAGUAUGUCAAAUUAGGCUUAGGUGUAGUUAGUUUCCAAGUUAGUCCACGACCACGAGUUGUUGGAUCAAGCAGGCAACCAGGCUGAUCAGAGUGAGGCACCUGCUGUUUUCAGGUUUCUGCAAAUUAUGUUUUGUUUGUUGUGUGUAGCAUUCAGCAAGAAUAAUUAACGUUGCAUGCUUGCUCUAUCUGAAAUUCUGAAUGAAAGUAGCUUUAUGCCUGGUU